Messenger RNA from Pangasianodon hypophthalmus (striped catfish), 2562 nucleotides. RefSeq lists its product as uncharacterized. Bases 1064 to 1786 code for a protein of 240 amino acids. NCBI's taxonomy places the organism in Eukaryota, Metazoa, Chordata, Actinopteri, Siluriformes, Pangasiidae. The record is from RefSeq and is a predicted model, not a curated record. The transcript is spliced from 10 exons.
CACGUGUGAUCACGCGGCACCCUGCAGUCUCGCUUCUUAGAGUUUAAAUUCAUUUGUUGUGCUUCACACAACAUCCACCAGGUGGCGCCUGGAACAACACACUGCAGCUCAACACACAGCACACUGACAACAAUGCAAUGUGUGUUCGCUUAGAUUUAAGAGAAAAUAUGAGAGUUAAAAAGUGUUGAUUCUGGUGUUGAUUUGAAAGGCAUCAGCACUUGCAGUGAAAGUCAGUGGUGGGGUUAAUGGAAUUACAGCGAGGUGACGUGAUUGACACUAGUGAGGAGUUGAUCCAAUUUCCGGUCCUUGCCCCUGAUUUCCUCUUUGUGUAAUGGCGGAUGACCACGAGGAGAGGACGGCGUUCAAACAGUUAAAGGCAAAUUUGGGCUUGCAAGAACUGCAGCUCGUCAAGUCUCUUCAAGUUCACAGACACCACGGAGGAGGAGGAGGAGGAGGAGGAGGAGAUCUUCCAUGAACUGAUUGAAGGCAGUCCACAAUUAUGCCUAACUGUAAGAUGUUCAGAAGAAAAUGUUUUUGCUGGCUUGUCUGACGAGUUUUCACCUGCAAGAUCUUCAACCCCCAGCACAAGCACUGAUGCUCUUUCACUCCCUUCUACUGACUGUGAAGAGACUGAGAGAGCAGUCCAGAAUCAAGCAGCAAGGGCCAGCAACAGUUUUGGCAUAGAUGCUGAAAAGGCAAGAUGAAUUGUCCAAGAUGCCCUGGAGGUGGUGGUGGUGGUGGUGAAGAUGCGCUUGAAGAAUACCAUACAACUAAAACUUUAAAGCACAGCACCAGACGUCAGCUUGUUAAUAUUGUUGUCAGUCACAUGACAGAGAUUCAUGGGAGGAUCCCUACAUGCAAACAGCGGGAGACUUAUGCCUUGGGCAUUGUUUCUCUCUUUCCUAGCCUGAGAGACCCUUUUUCCACAAAAGGCUAUGAACAUUUCUACGAUCCAGAAAAGGGAACAGGGUACGUCUGCUGGCGCCUAAAAACUUUGUUGAGAAAGAACCCAAAACGAGCUCGCUUAGAGAUGUCUGAAAGUGGAGGACCAAGUCGGUGAAGAAUGACGGACGUUGGGCAGCAGCUUGAAGGAGAUGCAUGCAGGGAGGCAAUUUCCUUCCUUGUCCACGCAGCUGAUGAAGCUGAAGUUAUGCAGAAGAUGAAGCAAACUUUUAAGCAUAGACAAGAACUGGUACACAAUCCUGAAAGAUCAGCUGAUGUCCUCAAUAUAUUUCCAAGAUUUCUGGAUGUGAGAGGAUUGAUAAAUCAGGACUUUUCGCUGCUGUUCAAUUCUGAAACAUCCAACAAGUUGCUUGAGAGGUGGGAGACUGCAUUUAAGCAGAAGAUAAUCAAUGAAGCCCAAUCUCUUACUUCAACAGCAGAAAUUCAGAGUCUUAUCAGUGCAGCAGAGGGACAAGGAUCUGAAAAUGGGAAGAAGAAGACUAAGAUCUGCUCGACAGAGGCUGUUGAGAGACUUGUGAAUUUCCAUAAGUCCUGCACCAGUAUUGAAGGCCUUAUCAGUGGGAGGGAGAGUCACCAGCCAUACCUACUGGCAUCUGGAAGACUCAAGAGCAAGAUUGACAAAUUCUAUGUGGUUGUGGACAAGCACCUCAUCCCUUGUGCAGUCGAUGAGCUCUUCAAAGUUCACUAUGUGUUCAACCUGUCAUAUGAGGGAGCCCUUGUCAAUGUCUUCACCUUCCUGCAGACCACAAUCUACAACAUUGAUAUUGGUCUUACCAGUGAGUCUCCCCGCGUCAAGGAAUUGCGUGCAAAACUGUUAAACUAGUUUAAUGUUGAAGUGUUUCCGCUGUCAAACUUUGCACACAAACAGCCACUCUUUGAUCUCUCAUUUAAGACUCGCACACAGUUUCUAUCCUUUGUUGAAUUUCAAGUUAUGUGCACAGACUGGCUGUAGUCGGCAGUAUUAUACAUAUUCUGGGUUUCGAAAGCAUUUGAACAGUGCUCAUGUUACUGAAUCCAGUCCAGUUCUUGAUUUGCCAUCUGGUGAAGUGUUAACUCCCAGUGUUAAUCAGUCAGGUUCUUUGUUUGUUGGAGAAAGUGAUCCCCGAGUUGCUCUCGUUGAAAAUGUGAGCCUCUCUAGAGGAGAGGUGGCAGAUAUAUGUGCCUCAAUAGUGGCCAAAUUACAGAGCAGUGGAGUAGCCAGUAACUUGGUGUCAUCGGUCAUUUCGGAGCUUGAGGACCUUAUCACAGAAAUUCAUAACCAAAUUCGCCAAAAUGUGAUGUCUGUCAUUCCUCUUGAUAACCCAGUCAGAUCAGCAGCUGAAGAUAGUUUAGGUCAUUUUGAGAGUCCCUUUUCUAUGUUUAACAGUGAAACAAAAAGAAAUGAUUAUUUUGUUAACAAAUGGGCUGUAGUUGAGCCUGUCGAAAUUAUUCUUGGCAUGAGAUACGACACUAGGAGAAACAAACAAACAGGAUGUUAUGAUCAGGUACCAGUUCUACAGGCCUUUUGAUCUGCAGAGUUCAUAUGGGUCAGAUGACGGUGAAUACAUUGUACCCUCGUUUGUGAUGGUUUAAUUUUUCUUAAAUAAAAGUUAAAACUGA